This is a messenger RNA of Scatophagus argus, 3538 nucleotides long. It is a transcript of the gene agps, whose product is annotated as alkylglycerone phosphate synthase. The coding region runs from base 61 to 1962 and encodes 633 amino acids. Gene Ontology annotation, molecular function: alkylglycerone-phosphate synthase activity; FAD binding. The transcript is spliced from 20 exons. Gene Ontology annotation, biological process: lipid biosynthetic process. The record is from RefSeq and is a predicted model, not a curated record. NCBI's taxonomy places the organism in Eukaryota, Metazoa, Chordata, Actinopteri, Scatophagidae.
UGCUGACCUCUGACAGACGCUCAUGAAUCCGCUCCCUCCCUUCACAAACACGGAAGCAGCAUGGCGUCCAACAGCAGCGGCGGCGACUCCGACAGGCAACGAAUUGCACAGCAAAGACUGAGGAUAAUUGCCGGGCAUUUACAGAGACCGGAGGACGGUGACUCGACCAUCCUAGCCGCGGAGUGCAAAGCCCAAGGGGGCAAGACAUGUGUCUCCAGUGAGGUGAAGACUAUGCCGAGGAGGAGGCAGGAAAUUAUGAAAUGGAAUGGCUGGGGAUACAGCGAUUCAAGAUUCUUCUUCAAUAAGAAAGGCCAAGCAGAAUUUACUGGCAAAAGGUAUAGACUGAGUGGCCUGAUCAUCCCUGGUCUGAAAGACUGGUUUGAGGGUACCUUUGGAGCCAAUCUGCAGCAUAAAACUCCUGCAGCACCCAUCAUGACCAGCAGUGCUGUACAGCCUCCCACUCUUAACGAGGCCUUCGUGGAGGAACUGAAAUCCACAGGUAUCCCCAUGUCUCAUGAGUCAGAGGACCGGUUGUUUCGAGCCCAUGGCCACUGCUUACAUGAGAUCUUUGCUCUACGGGAAGGGAAAUUUGGCCGCGUUCCGGAUAUGGUGGUGUGGCCAAACUGCCACAAUGAUGUUGUGAAAAUUGUGGAGCUGGCGUGCAAACAUAAUGUUUGUUUGAUACCUUAUGGAGGAGGGACAAGCGUCUCCAGUGCCCUGGAGUGCCCCCCAGAGGAAAGCCGCUCCAUUGUCUCCCUGGAUACCUCACAGAUGAACCACAUUCUGUGGAUUGACGAGAAAAAUUUAACUGCCCAUGUGGAAGCUGGCAUCAUCGGUCAGGAAUUAGAGAGACUGCUUAAGGAGAGUGGCUACUGUACAGGGCAUGAGCCUGACUCCAUGGAGUUCAGCUCCCUCGGGGGAUGGGUAGCAACCAGAGCAUCCGGAAUGAAGAAGAACAUCUACGGCAACAUCGAGGACCUGGUAGUCCACGUAAAGAUGGUGACCCCACGAGGGGUGAUUGAAAAGAGCUGCCAGGGCCCACGCAUGUCCACGGGGCCGGACAUUCACCACUUCAUCAUGGGCUCAGAAGGAACCCUGGGUGUGGUUACUGAAGUAACAGUCAAGAUUCGUCCCAUGCCGGAGUAUCAGAAAUACGGCUCAGUGGUCUUCCCUAAUUUUGAGCAGGGAGUUGCCUGUCUUAGAGAGGUUGCCAAACAGAGGUGUGCCCCGGCGUCUAUACGACUCAUGGAUAACGAACAGUUUAAAUUCGGUCAUGCCCUGAAGCCUCAAGUAUCUUCAAUUUUCACAUCUUUCUUGGAUGGUUUAAAGAAAUUUUACAUCACCAAGUUCAAAGGGUUUGACCCCAACCACUUGUGUGUGGCCACACUACUGUUUGAGGGAGACCGUGAGAAGGUCCUGCAGCACGAGAAGCAAGUUUAUGACAUCGCCGCAAAAUUUGGGGGCCUGGCAGCUGGAGAGGACAAUGGGCAGAGGGGCUACAUGUUGACCUUCGUCAUUGCUUACCUCCGGGACUUGGGGAUGGACUACUAUGUGAUCGGGGAGUCCUUUGAAACCUCUGUGCCUUGGGACAGGGUGUUGGACAUUUGCCGGAACGUAAAGGCACGCAUCAUUCAAGAGUGUAAAGACAAAGGAGUGCAGUUUCCACCGUUAUCCACGUGCAGGGUGACUCAGACGUACGACGCUGGCGCAUGUGUCUACUUUUACUUUGCCUUCAACUACAGGGGACUCAGUGAUCCAGUACACGUGUAUGAACAAGUGGAGCAUGCAGCUAGAGAAGAGAUCCUUGCCAAUGGAGGGAGCUUGUCACAUCACCAUGGAGUGGGGAAACUUCGGAAGGAGUGGAUGAGAGAAACCGUCUCCGAUGUCGGCCUGGGGAUGCUCAAGUCUGUCAAGGACUUCGUGGACCCCAAUAACAUUUUUGGCAACAGGAACCUCCUCUAAUUUCCCACUCCUGUCCAUCAUUAUCUCACCUUUUUCUAAAAGCAUCUUGUGCAUUUUGGAUUAAUAGAUACUAAAUGUAAAUUUAAAAUGCAGAGAGAUCAUUCUCAUCUUAAGUGUCAUUCGGUGCCAUUUAUAAAUUCACCCAAACCUUUUCUUUUACAUUAAUUUGCACUUAACAUGCUGUAACCGCCAUCAUCGUUCACAGUAAAGCUCGUUUCUUGCUGUUGAGUCGCGUCCUCGGCUUGUUGUUGGAGCUACAGCAACGAUGCAGCCUGACGCGAUGCAACAAAACCAUGACUUUGUUUCAUUGUUUAACCAGUUCCCAAAUAUCCUUGCCAACAUAGUUAAUUCAUCUGUUUUUACUUUCCUUUUGUGUGUUUGUGGCACUUCUUUAGUGGUAAGUUCGAGAUGAAUUCGCUUUCUAAAGCUCUGUGCCUUUCUAAAGCUUUUGUCUGUUACCUGUACCUUCUACUGCACACCACUGGUUUGCAGUUAGUCCCUCUAUGAAGCAAAAUUAAGUUGGACAUGAUGUUUUCUGUGUUUCAAUGUCGAUGUCUCCCCCCCAUGCCUUGUACUGACCUAUUGCCUUUGCCACUUUUUCUGGACUGUAUGUGUGUGCCUCUGCCAACAAACACUAACACCCCCCCCACAAACACACACCCCCCCCACACACACACACACACACACCUUUCCUACAUUAUAAUUACAAAGAGAGAGAUUCCUUGUGUUCCUUGUGUGUUUAGUUGUUUUUUUUGUUUUUUUUUUUUUUGGACUGAAAGCAUUUUACCUUGCAUGGUUUGUUACUGAGAAAGUGAAGUAGGAGGGGGAAAAAAGCCAUUGUGUUUUUUCAGUCUUGCCUGCUUCAGUGAGACUGCGUUUGCAAUUUAAGGCCUCUGGAUCCUGGUGCUUACCUCGUACCAAAGAAUCGACGCAUCAGAUCAUGCAGACGUAAUGUAAACAUGUUUGACCGUGUGACCACCUAACCUUCACGAAAUCUUAAUAACUUCAUGCACAGCUCAACUGUAUUUUUUUUUUUAAUCAGCAUAUGCAAAAAUUACCCUUCUGAGAGGUAUUAAUUGUAGAUAUUUAGAAUUGUUACAUGUGCUCAAAUUCUGUUCAUCUAAUUAUUUCUGCUCCUUAUAAUUGGUGUUGCCCAGUAAUUCCUCCUGAAAUAAUGCCUUGUUAGUGUUUCUGUAAUGUGUGAAGGUUUUUGGAGCGGUUACUUUAGAGUACAUUUUGAUACCAAACUUGUACCAUUUGUUACUCUUUACAAUUUGGAGCAAAGCAAAGCUUUAAGAGAGCUCUUUGCUGAAGAUAUCUGCCCUCUUUUUCCUUCUGAUCUGUGCUUCACAUGUGCUUUUCCCAUCAUGUCCCUUUAAUUCAUUAUAUUUCCCCAAAUAAAAUUUUUCAUUACGUACCCGUCAUCUGAUGUUUUUAACCCCUUGUCAAAACCGUGCAAGAGCUUUUGAAUGUUAAGGGUGUACCUUUUUGUUAUUUUCCAUUUCUCUUAACAAUGUAGUAACAUCCAAGUACAUUUUGUCAAUGCUUUUUGUGCAAUAAAUAGAACUAAAACAUC